Messenger RNA from Pseudoliparis swirei, 2385 nucleotides. Its product is annotated as transmembrane protease serine 6. The record is from RefSeq and is a predicted model, not a curated record. Lineage: Eukaryota; Metazoa; Chordata; Actinopteri; Perciformes; Liparidae. The transcript has 17 exons. Gene Ontology annotation, molecular function: protein binding; serine-type endopeptidase activity. The coding region runs from base 1 to 2385 and encodes 794 amino acids. Gene Ontology annotation, biological process: proteolysis.
AUGACGUGUUUCUGUAGCUGCUCUCUGCAGGAAGAAGCUGUGGCUCCGCCCACCCGGAAGACUCGGUCCUGUAAGUGUGUCUCGGCCUUCCUCGUCCUCGUCAUCGUCGCCUCGGGAGCCGCGCUUGCCUGGUACUUCCUGGAGUACCGGGUCUGGGUGCUGGAGGCCCGGGUCCAGCAGCAGUACACCGCCUACCUGUCCAUCCUCAACAGAACCUUCUCUGCCGACCUGUCGUCUGCCAGCAGCACCGCGUUCCAGGAGGAGGCCGAGGGCGUGCAGGCCAUGGUGACGAAGAUCAUGAUGGGCUCCAGUCUCUGUCGAUACUUUAACUCCACCGCUGUGUUCGCCUUUGGGGAGGGCAGCGUCGUGGCUCACUUCUGGAUCUGGAUGUCGGUGCCGGGCAGCCAUGUCGGGAGGCUGAGCUUGGAGGAGGUGACCCGGAGCCUGCAGGAGGGCCUGAGGGGCCACCGGGGGCCUGGGGGGGGGGAGGAGGAGGAGGCCGGCUGCAGCGGGUACCUGGUGCACCUCCCCUCGCUGCACGUCAGCGGUGAGCCGACGAGAAGGAGAAGAUGGUUUAAAACUUUCGACUGCUACCGCUACCAGCAGGUGGCGCCCGGCGGCCGCGCGGCGCUCCGCGGCUCCGACGCGCGGCGCUCGUCCUGCAUGUGGCACCUGCAGACCGGCCCCGGGGCCCAGCUGGAGCUCCGCGUGGAGUGGCUGCUGCCGCAGUGCCGGGACCGGCUGGCGGUCUACGACUCCCUCACGCCCUCCGCCUCCCGCCUCAUCACAUCCGUGCUCGGCUGCAGCAGACGGGAGCCCGUGGUGACGGUGCUGUCUUCAGGAGCCUGGAUGACGGUGGUCUGGAAACAGGGUCUGUACCACUACAAGGACCCCUUCUCUCUGUCGGCUCAGGCCUGGGACCGCCAGGGCUGUAACUCCACCAUAGAGCUGAAGGCCGUCUCGGGGGUCCAGGGGACGCUGAGCACGCCCUUCUUCCCCAGCUACUACCCCCCCGACACCAACUGUACCUGGAGCUUCAGGGCGCCCGGUGCUGGUCUCGGCUUGUCUCUGGAGUUUGAGGGUUACAGGCUGAGCAGAGCCGGCUACAACCAGGCCUGCCCCCAGGGCCAGUGGACCCUCCAGAACCGCAGGCUGUGCGGCUCCAGAGGCCUGCAGCCGCACACCGAGCGCCUCCCGCUGCUCGCCGCCGCCGCCGCCGCCGUGGUGAUGACGUCAGAGGCGUCGCUCACCGGGCCGGGACUCCGGCUGCGCUACGGCGUCUUCAACCUAUCAGACCCGUGUCCAGGUCAGUUUCUGUGCUCUGUUAACGGACUCUGUGUUGCUGCUUGUGAUGGAAUCAAGGACUGCCCCAACGGACUGGACGAGAGGAGCUGUGUGUGUGUGGCUCAGUACCAGUGUCCAGAGGACAGUCGGUGUGUGGGCUACUACCAGGUGUGUGACCAGCUCCCAGACUGCCCCGAGGCCAUGGACGAGAUGAACUGCACCGACGGUGUCCCGUGUACAGAUAUGACGUACCGGUGUUCUGAUGGAACGUGUCUGAAGAAACCGAACCCAGAGUGUGACUUCACCCCCGACUGCCCCGACGCCUCCGACGAGCAGCACUGUGACUGCGGCCUGAGGGAGUUCUCCAGUCGCAUAGUGGGCGGGACCAACUCCACGGAAGGGGAGUGGCCAUGGCAGGCCAGCCUCCAGGUGAGGGGGACCCACAUCUGUGGGGGGGCGUUGAUCUCCAGCCAAUGGGUGGUGUCCGCCGCCCACUGUUUCUAUGACGACCGCCUGUACUCCCCCUCGCUGUGGACCGUGUACCUGGGCAAGCUGCUGCUGGGCCCCGGGGGUCCCGGUGGCCCACCUGAGGAGGCGGUCCGGGUCCAGCGGAUCCACCUGCACCAGUACUACGACGCCGAGUCCCACGACUACGACCUGGCGCUGCUGAAGCUGGAGCGGCCCGCCGCGGCGCCGCCGACCGGCCACGCCCGGCCCGCCUGCCUGCCGCCGCCCACCCACCGGCUGGAGCCGGGCCUGCUGUGCUGGGUCACCGGCUGGGGGGCGCUCCGAGAGGGGGGCCGCACCAGCACCGUGCUGCAGAAGGUGGACGUCCGGCUGGUCAGCGAGGAGGCCUGCGUCCUCACCUACGGCCACCUGGUCACUCCCAGAAUGCUUUGCGCCGGCUACCGCAGCGGAGAGAAGGACGCUUGUCAGGAGCCGGGGGUCUACUUCUUCAACGUCAACAUCCACACCUGGAACUUCAGGGAGACCCACCUGCAUCUGAUGCUCCACGGCUCCGUCCCGCUGGCCCUGAACGCCCCGCAGGAGGAGCGGGAGGACGUCUCCGUCACCUUCACGGGUCCCUGGGGGCCCCAGUGA